Messenger RNA from Candidozyma auris, 1302 nucleotides. RefSeq lists its product as uncharacterized. Gene Ontology annotation, cellular component: mRNA cleavage factor complex; cytoplasm. Bases 1 to 1302 code for a protein of 433 amino acids. Lineage: Eukaryota; Fungi; Ascomycota; Pichiomycetes; Serinales; Metschnikowiaceae. The record is from RefSeq and is a predicted model, not a curated record. The transcript has a single exon. Gene Ontology annotation, molecular function: mRNA binding; RNA polymerase II complex binding. Gene Ontology annotation, biological process: termination of RNA polymerase II transcription.
AUGAGUGACGAGCCAUUCAGUUCUGAGUACUUUCAGCAUUUACUUACUUCGCUCACUCUUAACUCCCGUGCGCUCAUUACAGAGCUUACGACAUUAGCAGAACGCCAUAUUGACAAGGCCAAUAUCAUUGUGUCUCUCAUUGAGGAGAGAAUCUUGAAGAUUCUACCGAAGUAUAAGCUAUACAGCUUCUAUCUCAUGGACUCCAUCGUCAAGAAUAUUGGAAACCCUUACAAUUUGUUGUUUGCCAGGAACCUUCAUAAGAUAUUCACAGAGAGCUAUCUAGUGGUCACGGACACCAUCACCAGACAGCAUCUUAUCAAUUUAUUCAAAACAUGGCUCACGGGCAAAACGGUGACUGGAGCAGAGGUGUUCCCGCACGAGGUACUCAUGAAGAUUGAGCAGUUCAUCAUUAAAGCAACAUCAUUGAAUAGCUCAGGACAGGAAAAUGUAAGAAUCACAAGAGACACGCUUUUACGAGAGGCUAAUUACAUGCUCCAGUAUGUGAUCGCGAUGGACGAAGAUCUAGAGAGGUUUGAGGAGCACGAAAAGAAGUACAUCGGCCAAGCGAAGAAAGACCAAAUUCGUCUUUUCCACAAUAUCAGAAACAAGUUGAUCUUGAACAUCAACAACAUCAGUGAAACGGUUAUGGUGAGUUCCAAAAACGAGCUUGAUAAAGUUAGAGACCAAUAUGCGAGCGAUCUUCAGCAGAUAAGGCGUGCUCUAGAUGAUCAGAGUUUCCAGCAGCUGGGGCUUUUUAGAGACAUCAUGGAACAGAAACAAUGCAUUCUCGAAAAAGAAAAUCACAAGCACAUUGAGAUCAAUCUCGUGCCGAAGAACUUUGAUCCUGCAAAACUCUUGUCUAAUGACGAGGAUCUUGCAUUCGAUGCAUACGUGAAAGGCUGGGGCUUGCCAAUCGUGAGCAAGGAAGAGGACAUGAUGGUUACAGAACACCACACACCACCAAAAUCAGAGGAUGUACCAAUGGACGAUACGUCUUUGGCUGCACAGCUUGGGCUCAAUGUCACCUCGUUUAAUUUCUCAGAAUCCUUCUUGGGAAGCCCGAAGAACGAGCUUACACAUAUCACACCCACACAGACUUCGAAUAGUCACGAUGAAAAUGGUGACGAUGAUGAUGAUUAUGGCUACGAUCCAGAGCAAGCAAUGAGCGACCAGGAAUUUUCACUCAUCACGGGAGAGUCCUCAGAAAGCAAGGAUCCGAAUACAUUCACUGGAAAGUCCAGUAUGAAAAGACCCAGCGCCCCCGACGAGAAGGUGGUGAAACGUGUCCGGUUUGAGGUUUAG